GUUGACAGGUUGAGCAAAUGCAUUGUGGGAAGCAGAAACCUAUGACGUCCUCUUCUCUGUAUUUUCUAAACAUGUUUGGCUGGUGACGAACUAACACAGCAUCAAAAUGCAUUCUAUAUUGGUGAUUAUAUAGCUAAGAGAUAUAGAUGUGUUUAUUUUGAGGAGUGGGAUCGUGUGAACAAUGGACGGAGACGGGGCCAGCAGUACUGGGGCCACUCCCUCAGAGGAGAUGAAUGGUACUGGGAACCUGAUGGACUUCCUGGACGAGCCCUUCCCAGACGUUGGCACCUACGAAGACUUCCACACCAUUGACUGGCUCCGGGAGAAGUCACGCGACACAGACCGGCAUAGGAAGAUCACCACCAAGAGUAAGGAGUCUUACUGGGAGCUGAUGAAGAGUCUUCUGGAUGCCUGGUCAGGAUGGGUGGUGAUGCUGCUCAUAGGAAUGCUCACAGGUACGCUGGCUGGAGUGAUCGACCUGGCUGUGGACUGGAUGACCGAUCUGAAAGAAGGGGUGUGUCUGUCUGCUUUGUACUACAGCCGGGAGCAGUGCUGCUGGACCUCCAACGAGACCACCUUCGACGACAGAGACAAGUGUCCGCAGUGGCAGAAGUGGGCCGAGCUGAUGACCGGUCACUCUGAGGGUCCCGGGGCAUAUGUGUUGAAUUACUUCCUGUAUGUGUUGUGGGCGCUGUUAUUCUCUUUCCUGGCUGUGUCUCUAGUAAGGGUCUUUGCCCCCUACGCCUGUGGGUCAGGUAUUCCUGAGAUCAAGACCAUCCUGAGUGGGUUCAUCAUCCGGGGGUACCUGGGGAAGUGGACCCUGCUGAUCAAGACGGUGACCCUGGUCCUGGCUGUGUCCUCCGGGCUCAGCCUGGGGAAGGAGGGGCCCCUGGUCCACGUGGCCUGCUGCUGUGGUAACCUCUUCUGCUCCCUGUUCUCCAAGUACAGCAAGAACGAGGGCAAGCGCAGAGAGGUGUUAUCGGCUGCUGCUGCUGCUGGGGUGUCAGUGGCUUUUGGAGCUCCGAUUGGAGGAGUUCUCUUCAGCCUGGAGGAGGUGAGUUACUACUUCCCUCUGAAGACUCUGUGGCGCUCCUUCUUCGCUGCGUUGGUGGCGGCCUUCACCCUGCGCGCCAUCAACCCGUUCGGCAACAGCAGACUGGUCCUGUUCUACGUGGAGUACCACACCCCCUGGUACAUGGCUGAGCUGGUCCCCUUCAUCCUGCUGGGGGUGUUCGGGGGCCUCUGGGGAGCCCUCUUCAUCCGGGGGAACAUCGCCUGGUGUAGGAGGAGGAAGACCACUCUGCUGGGGAAGUACCCCGUCCUCGAGGUGAUCGUGAUAACGGGAAUUACCGCGGUCCUGGCGUUCCCUAACCCGUACACGCGGCGCAGCACCAGCGAGCUCAUCUCCGAGCUGUUCAACGACUGCGGUGCCCUGGAGUCCUCUCAGCUGUGUGACUACGUUAAUAACCCCAACAUGAGCCGCCCGGUGGACGACAUCCCAGACCGCCCUGCUGGACCCGGGGUCUACAGCGCUCUGUGGCAGCUGGCCCUGGCUCUUAUCUUUAAGAUUGUAAUAACGAUCUUCACCUUCGGCAUGAAGAUCCCAUCUGGGCUGUUUAUCCCCAGUAUGGCUGUGGGGGCCAUCGCUGGGCGAAUCGUGGGCAUCGCUGUGGAGCAGAUGGCCUACCAUCACCACGACUGGAUCAUCUUUAAGAGCUGGUGUCGUCCCGGAGCCGACUGUGUUACCCCAGGUCUCUACGCUAUGGUGGGCGCUGCCGCAUGUCUGGGAGGCGUGACCCGUAUGACCGUGUCCCUGGUGGUCAUCAUGUUUGAGCUGACCGGUGGUCUGGAGUACAUCGUCCCCCUCAUGGCCGCAGCCGUCACCAGUAAGUGGGUAGCGGACGCCUUUGGGAAGGAGGGUAUCUACGAGUCCCACAUCCAACUCAACGGCUACCCCUAUCUGGACGUCAGGGACGAGUUCACACACAGGACCCUGGCCACGGAUGUGAUGCGUCCCAGGCGCAGUGAGCCCCCCCUGGCCGUGUUGACCCAGGACAGCACCACGGUGGAGGACGUGGAGACGCUCAUCAAGGACACCGACUACAACGGCUUCCCUGUGGUCGUGUCCCGAGAGUCAGAGCGCCUCAUCGGCUUCGUCCAGCGCAGGGAACUCACUGUGGCCAUCAAGACUGCCCGUCAGAAGCAGGACGGGGUGGUGAGCAGCUCCGUGGUCUACUUCACGGAGGACAACCCCCAGGUGGCCGAGGCCUGCGACCCCCAGCCCCUGAAGCUGCGGCGCAUCCUCAACCUCAGCCCCUUCACCGUCACGGACCACACCCCCAUGGAGACCGUGGUGGACAUCUUCAGAAAGCUGGGCCUCCGACAGUGUCUGGUCACCAGAAGCGGGCGUCUGUUGGGCAUCAUCACUAAGAAGGAUGUCCUCCGUCACAUGGCCCAGAUGAUGAACCAGGACCCAGAAUCCAUCAUGUUUAACUAGUGGCCCAAGAAGAAGAACCUCUCUGCCCCUCCCUCAGAUUGUAAAUAGUCAAACACUACUCUAACCUGUAAUGAAGAAGAGUCGCUCCUCAAAUACAGGCCCCCUGUGUUUAGAAUGUAGGGAUGGAGAAAGAGGGGUGAAGAAAGAGGGGGAUCAGGACUGAGAUGGAUAAAUGAAGAGUGUGUGGACCAGAAUGGAAGGAUGAUUAAAGAGGGGUGUAAGGACUAAGAUGGAUAAAUGAAGAGUGUGUGGACCAGAAUGGAAGGAUGAUUAAAGAGGGGUGUAAGGACUAAGAUGGAUAAAUGAAGAGUGUGUGGACCAGAAUGGAAGGAUGAAUAAAGAGGGGUGUAAGGACUAAGAUGGAUAAAUGAAGAGUGUGUGGACCAGAAUGGAAGGAUGAAUAAAGAGGGGUGUAAGGACUAAGAUGGAUAAAUGAAGAGUGUGUGGACCAGAAUGGAAGGAUGAUUAAAGAGGGGUGUAAGGACAAGGAAGGAAGAUAAAAGAAGAGGGUGUGAGGACCAGGAAAGGGGGACCAAGAGGGAGGGGUGGAUGAUGGUAAAAUAAUGGUAAAAUAAAAUAAAUAAAUAAAAAUAGGGGUGUGAGGACCAGGAGGGAGAGAGGUGCCAAUCAUGGCAAGGAGGGAAUGAUGAGUUGUUUUAGUUUGAUGUGCCGCUGACGCCAUAUUUCUGUUUUCAGUGCCGCUUCAACGCCUGCUGUAACUGACUUCGGUCUAAGUAGCCAAUUUUAAGUUGGUGGCCCUUAGAACCCAUUGUUCCCAGGGUAUAUUUCACAUGUUGAUGUUACUUUGACAUUUGCGGCUUCUCAAAUGUUUCUGAAUAUUGAACUGUAAUAACAUAGUUUUAACACUGGUACUGUAUGUAUUUGCUAGAAGACAUCAUAUAAUGUCAAUUUGAUUUAAUUUAUCCAGAUUUUUAUUUUUAUUUUUGCGAUGAAGAAUGCACUUUGGAAGAAAAAUUGCUGAACCAGAAAGAGCCACCAAGUCCAAUGUUUUUCUUGUUACUUUAUAGUUCUCACUCCAUGCUGUUCCUCACCAGUUUCAUAGGUUUUGUUUUAAUAUGCUGAGGGAAUGUAAUUGUGGAAAUAUUGAACCUGCCUCACUUCGUUUUUGUUUGUUUAAUUUGAUACAUAUCACUCCAGACAAGAGCCACAGUGGUUGUGUGGAUUAAGCCACAGUAGGUUCUCCUUCUUUGUCUUUUCAUACUGAAAGAUAAUUCUAUAUUUAUUAAUCUUUUUUUCAAAUCCAUCCAUCCAUUGUUACUACUGUAUUGAGAAACUAUCGAUUGUCAUUAUCUCGAGCAAUUGAACACUACUGUAGUCGUUUAAUAUGUAUUAUUCUAAUAUGAGCUGUUGUUCAACAUUGCUGUAACUUGGAACUGGUACAGAAAACGGACAUUUGCACUUUUGUUGGUGUUUGUAAAUAACGUCUAAGUGAUGCACAAUAUAUACUAUUUGCAAUGUACACGGUUCUGACAUUAAAUUAAAGGGGCGUUGUGUCAACAAGAA
This is a messenger RNA of Salvelinus fontinalis (brook trout), 4021 nucleotides long. Its product is annotated as H(+)/Cl(-) exchange transporter 4-like. Gene Ontology annotation, cellular component: membrane; early endosome; Golgi apparatus. The record is from RefSeq and is a predicted model, not a curated record. Lineage: Eukaryota; Metazoa; Chordata; Actinopteri; Salmoniformes; Salmonidae. Gene Ontology annotation, molecular function: voltage-gated chloride channel activity. Bases 182 to 2497 code for a protein of 771 amino acids. Gene Ontology annotation, biological process: transmembrane transport; chloride transport. The transcript is spliced from 14 exons.